AGCAGCCAAUGAGUUCUCACGGAAGGUGAUAAUUCUGACUAAACUACAGAAUAAAGCCGCCAGUUAAAAUCAAGGAACGGUUGUGCUCGUGGUUACUGGAGGGAGCUACAGUGAGAACUCAAUGCUCUUCACGAGCAAGAGACAAAGAAGAAUCUCAUCCAGCUGUAAAACAUCUACAAGAUUCCCAAAUCCUGGUAGGCCCUGUCAUCUGCCAGAUAAGAGUUUUGCACCUACCUGCAACCUAAGAAGAAAAUCUCCACAUAAGGAAGCGUCAUGAGGCAACAUAAGGUCAAGGCUAACAGGAAAGUCAGACACGCAAGUACAAGUCAAGGUGUUUGAAGGUGGUCCUAGCCUUGUGAACAGCUAAUAAGAGACUUUAAGAUUACAAUUCGUAAGGACUGGAGAUAGUUGUGUAUUUCAUCAAGAUGCUGGUAUUAUGCAUUUGGUCUUUCUAUCUUAAUGUAUCGCUGGUAUGUGUAUUACUGGAAAAUAUUAUUUGAUACUUACUAAAUAUAUAUAUAGUUACAAAACAUUAAGGGUCAGCGUACACCUAUUAAUUCUAUUUUCACCUGUAAGUUAAUAGUGUAAUUGUUUGGUAAGGUGUUUGUUCAAGCCUUUGUUACAAGCAUUAAACAUGUUUAUACCAUGUACUAAGGUUUAAAUUACAGUGAAUUGGAGUAUAAAUUACCUACUCACUUAUCCAAACCUUACCUAGAAUUGAUUUGAUUUGAUUUAGAAUGUCAGAAAGAGGUAGUUUCACUAAAGGUGAUAGAGAUGGGGUGGGUCAAGUUGAGCAGCUGCAGCAACACCUCGCAAACUUCAAGCCUUCAUCAGAACAAACAGAGCAGCAGGAAGAGACCCAGACUGGUGUGGAGUCAUGGCUGCCAGCAAAUGAUGAUACAGUGGCUGCUAAUGAGACAUCACAACAAGAGCCACGAAAAGGUGAGAGGGUCCACAGGUUAACUGAAAAGGGCAGAGAACUGCGCGACGAAAUGUGGAGACAGCUCGAACAUCAUUUCAGGGUCAGCUAUGAGAAGUGGAAGGCUCUGGAAAAGGAAGCAAAACUGUCACUGACAGGCUGUUGCUCUGAAGACCUACUAGAAGACCUCUUAAACAAGAUUAGCCAUACCUCUACAGAGCUAAACCUUGUCUAUGUAAAUUUGCGUCAAAUCGACAUUCCCAACAACGAUAUACGCCGCAGAGUUGAUACUUGUGAAGCAGUUACAAUGUCUAUUAUCAAGACUGUAAGGUGUCAUUUAAAAGGCAGAGAAGAAGGUCAAAGUAACCAGAUAGAGCUGCACUGGAAGGACAGCAAUUCCUUGUGCAUGUCCGAACUCUCACAUAAGUCAAGUCUCAACUAUCAGCCCUCAAGUGCUUCCUCCCAGUCUCAAAUCAGCUCAAAGGUCAACUCCAGACGCUCAAGCGUGUCAUCUGUCAAGAGACAAGAGGCUGCGGCAGAAGUUGCUGCCAACCAAGCAGCUUUAGAAGUAAUGGUUACGCAAGAUUGCCAACUAGAAGAGUUUCAGAGACUCGAAGAUGAAGAUAAGAAGAGGACAAUGGAGCAAGAAGCUGAGGCUGUGAAACGCAGCUUAGAAGAAGCUACGCUGCGAGUCAAGUUAGAGGUAGAAAAUGCUGCCAGACGAAGGACGCUAGAAGACAAGCAUAGAGAGUUAGAGCACCUACAAGUGCUCAAGAAACUAAAUGCUGCCAAGGCACGGAUGCAAGUGUAUGAGCAAGAUGAAAACUCAGAGGACGAGAAGAGCAACUACUCUCUAACUGCAAAUCUGUGAAAGAAGUCAUGCACAGAAGUGGCUCAUUUCACAGUCUCUCACCACAACCUGUUGUGACAAGCACACAACAAGAAGAUGGCACCAAGACCAUGUUCAGGUUACUAGCGGAAUCAAUCAGUGAAAGCCGCCUCCCCAUACCAGAACCAGUAACAUUCAAUGGAGAACCACUCUCGUUCACUGACUGGAAGGUCUCUUUUCAGACUCUGAUAGAGAGGAAGAACAUACCAGCAACUGAGAAGAUAUAUUACUUAAGAAAAUAUGUCGGUGGGCCUGCCAAGAAAGCCAUCGAAAGUUACUUUAUGUUAGGAACAGAGUCAGCCUACCAUGCUGCGUGGACCAUUCUUGAAGAAAGGUACGGAAGCAAAUUCCUCAUUGCCAAGUCCUUCAGAGAUAAGCUUAAUGCAUGGCCUAAGAUAGGAUCCAAGGACAGUCUUGAACUUAGAGACCUUGUAGACUUUUUUCGCAGCUGUGAGGCUGCUAUGUCUCAGAAUAAGGGCCUGGAGGUGCUUAAUGACUGUAAUGAAAACAAAAAGAUCCUCCCUAAACUUCCAGAUUGGCUAACUUCAAGAUGGAAUAGAAAGGUCACAGACAUCUUAGAAGAAACUGAAAUCUUUCCUAGCUUCAGUCAGUUUGUGAAGUUUCUCACGAGAGAAGCCAAGAUCGCUUGCAAUCCUGUAACAUCCCUUCAUGCUUUGAAACCAAGCGAAAAUGGAAAACCUAAGACGCCAAGGAUUCAAAGCCCCGGAGCAAGGGUAUUAGCAACUAACUCUGAUGAGAAAGAUACUGUUACUAGUUGUGUCUUCUGUGAGAAGUCAGGUCACAGUCUCCAUAAAUGUUGGAAGUUCUUGGAUAAGCCCACCGCAGAGCGACAGAAGUUUGUUCAAGAGAAUAAAUUGUGCUUUGGCUGUUUAAGGCCUGGGCAUCAUUCGAAAGAUUGUGAUAACAGGAACACCUGUGACACAUGUCAGAGGAGGCAUCCAUCCUGCGUGCAUGAAGAUCGUACUAAAGAAAGGUCAAGGGAUAGGAAGACAGAGCCCCCACAAGAUAAGGGGACUAGAGCGUCAAGUGAGGCCAUAUCUUACAGAGUCGUAAGGGACAUUAACAACACUCACACCUCCACAAUCUUUCCAGUAUGGGUGUCAACUACAAGCGAGCCAAAUCGUGAAGUUCUCGUGUAUGCAGUUCUUGACACCCAGAGCGACACCACUUUUAUCCUUGAAGAGACAACAAAAGCUCUCAAUACGAAGAAGGAGCUAGUACAACUGAAACUCUCUACAAUGGCUUCAAGGAAUACCAUCGUGCUCUGCCAGAAGCUGUCUGGUUUGCAGGUUAGAGGGUUUUACUUGGAGAAGAAAAUCCCUCUGCCAACGACCUACUCAAGAGACUUUAUUCCGGCAAACAGUAAUGAUAUUCCUACUCCAGAGACUGCAAGAGCAUGGUCUCCUCUUGAACACAUUGCAGAGGAGAUUGAUCCUCAACAGAGCUGGGAUGUCGGUCUCUUAAUUGGCUACAACUGCUCCCAGGCUCUCCUUCCAAUAAAAUUUUUGUCUGGUAAGGGAAAUCAGCCUUUUGCUCAGAGAACAGACCUUGGCUGGAGCAUAGUUGGCUAUGGAAACCCAUGUAUCGACUAUGGCGAUGCUAUUGGAAUGAGUCAUCGGGUUAUCGUUAGACAGGUGAUGCCAAGUCUUCAAUGUUCUUCCAACCUCACAAAUCAAGUGCACUAUGUUUGUAGAACACACGUAAGAGAGGUAAUCACAGCACUGGACAUUAUCAAGACGCUUGAAUCCGACUUCAACGAGAGAGCUGCAGAAGAGGACCUCAUAUCUCAAGAGGAUAUCCGGUUCCUGACAAAAAUGAAAGCGGGCAUCAGACACAAGGACAGUGGACAUUACGAGAUGCCGCUGCCAUUUAAGGAAGAAAGACCCAACCUGCCGAACAAUAAGACAUGUGCAGUUCACCAUCUCAAGUGCCUGGAAAGGAGGCUAAGGAGAGACAAGCAGUACUAUAAGGACUACACAGCAUUCAUGGAAGAGACCAUAGCUUGUGGAGAUGCUGAGAAGGUCUCCGAGGAGGAAAUUAACAAGCAUCCAGCAUGGUACAUCCUGCACCAUGGGGUUUAUCACCCACAAAAGCCUGGGAAGAUACGAGUCGUCUUUGACUGCUCAGUGAAGUUUCGAGAGACGUCCUUAAAUGACCAUCUCCUUACCGGUCCAGAGUUGACAAACACGUUGCUGGGUGUCCUUUGCCAUUUUCUUAAGGGUCCAGUCACAGUCAUGUGUGACGUAGAGCGCAAGUUCCACCAGUUUCAUGUGAAAGCAGAAGACCAAGAUUAUCUGCGGUUCCUUUGGUGGGAGAACAGAGAUCUAGAGUCUCAACCCUCAAUGUAUCGUAUGAAGGUCCACUUGUUCGGCGCAGCUUCAUCUCCUGGGUGUGCCAACUAUGGCCUCAACCAUCUUGCUGCCGAAGGACGAGGAAGCUUCAGUGAGGAGUCUAUCCAGUUCAUAGAAAGGAACUUUUAUGUUGAUGUUGGGUUGGCAAACUUCGGUUGCACAAGUUUAUCUCUAACAGCAAGGAAGUUAUAGCCACAAUUCCCAAGGAAGAACGUGCUGAGGGUGCCAAAGACCUGGAUAUGGCUCUGGGUGAACCACACAUGGAGAGGGCACUUGGUGUACUGUGGUGUGUCGCAUCAGACGAGUUCCAGUUUAGAGUAGUUGUCAAGGAGCGCCCACUCACAAGAAGAGGAGUGUUGUCUACAGUAGCCUCUGUAUAUGAUCCGCUUGGGUUUGUGGCACCCUUUGUCCUGGCAGGGAAGCAGAUGUGUCGUGACAAGAUCGACUGGGAUGACCCCCUUCCAGAUGACCUACGUUCCCAGUGGGAAUUCUGGCUCCAAGGUCUACAAAACCUUUCUGAAAUAAGGGAUCCAAUGAGGCUACUUGCCAUCAAGUUUCAAGGAAAUGCAGAGUUAUGAGCUCCAUCACUUCUCCGACGCUAGUACCUCAGGUUAUGGAGAGUGCUCAUACCUCAGAACAAUCAGCAUAGCAGGAGAAGUUCAUUGCUCCCUAGUUAUGGGAAGUCGAGAGUCGCCCCUUCUAAGGUUACGACCAUACCACGACUGGAACUUUCAGCAGCGGUGGUAACUGUUCGAACAAGUGACAUGCUCAAAAAGGAGCUAGAGAUACAAGGUUCUACAGGAAUUCUUCUGGACAGACUCGAAGGUAGUUCUUGGCUACAUCAACAAUGAAGCCAGAAGAUUCCACAUCUUUGUAGCUAACCGUAUUCAACGCAUUAAGCAAAGCACAGAUCUUGACAAUGAAGUCCACAAUUAUCUUACCACCACCUGGACAGUUCAUCAAGGAAGAUCUUUAUCUCCGCAAGAGAUGGCGCAGAGUACAAUUCUUAGCCAAUGAAUUCUAGACAAGGUGGAAGAAAGAGUACCUCCUAAACCUCCAACACAGACUGAAAUGAAAUAAAGACAGAAGAAACACAAGGAUUAAUGACAUUGUCAUCUUGCAAGAUGAUACUCCACCACGCAACCAGUGGAAAUUGGCAAAGGUUACAGAAGUGUACCCGGGACAGGAUGGCCGGGUGAGAAGAUUCAAGUUACUGAUCAGCGACUCAACCCUGGAUGAGAGAGGUAACCGCAUCACCAAAACCACCUAUCUGGAGAGGCCCAUCCAUAAGACAGUCACCCUCCUGGAAGCCGAUCAAGAAACCUGCAGACCUCUUUCACAGAAAUCACCGGUGAUUGGUGGGAGUGUAACUGACAAUUAACCUAUAAGUCUAUGUUGUUGUUUUUUGUUUGAAUUGUUUACGUGUUCGCUAUGCGGGGGAAAUGAUAAGACAAGUGGAACUAUGUGGCUAAUAACUGUUGUAACGGGGAUCAUUAUCGUAGCAACACACCUUUGGAGUGAAGGCAGUCCCGCGCUGUGUUAGCUAAGUUUUCAUGUCUUCGGGUGUAGUUCGUAAAGGUUGAAGUGUGUAUGUUAGGAUGGUAACGUUGUAAUAAUUAAGGAUGAAGCGUGAAUUCAUGCCAGGAAUGUUAAGUGUGAAGUUUUGAUUUCCUCCCUUCUGUAAUUAGCAGCCAAUGAGGUAUUUUUCCUUAAUUAAUGUGUUUAAUCUGAUACUGUUAUAGCUCCAGCUAAACUGUUUAUGUAUGUAAGCACUUCAGAGUUAUACCAAGCUAAUAAGUCACUCGUAAGACAAGAAAGUUGUAAGAGUGUGCUUAACUGUAUUUUCAUUUACUUUAUAGUUCUCACGGAAGGUGAUAAUUCUGACUAAAACUACAGAAUAAAGCCGCCAGUUAAAAUCAAGGAACGGUUGUGCUCGUGGUUACUGGAGGGAGCUACAGUGAUUACAAAGGCAAAAAUAGGACACAACCUCUGUCCUCCCAAGACCCCGUUCCUCAAUUCCCCCUCAGUCCAGACAGACAGUUCUGUCACAGCUGGCACUUCUGUGCUCAUCGUUUCCUACCCUCCUUUCAGUGGAUCAGUACAAUUAAACAAUGUAAGCCGGCACAUUUAACCGAUGACUCAUUGUUUUUCCCUGUGUCAUUUGGUCCAGAGCAAGCAAGUGGAAAAUAUGUAGGAGUUCUGAGAGGGUAUCAUCUUAAAUUGUCGCUAAAUUAAAGAGCGCAUUGGGGAUCUGGAGUUCCUCAUUGGCUAGCAGUGUGUUGUUGAAGAACCAGAGGGCCUAGUUCUAGUUCUGUCCUGUCACCAUGACGAUGCCUGCUCUAUGUAUAAUAACCCUUUGUGCUCCGUAGCAUCACGGGCAUUAGAGGAGUUUAAACAGUCACAGGAACACGGCUCAAAUAAAGAAUGUAUGACGGGAAAUUAGUCUCCCAAAACAUCUCUUCCUAUUCAGCCCACCCCAGUGCAUCAGAGCACAGCUACUCCAGCAUGCCGCAUUUAGCCUCUUAGACCCCAACAAAUCAGGGUAUUUAUAGCAAAUUCCGCCCUUCUUAUUCUUUUUAAAACUGUUAAUCAAGAUUAGCGGAUGCCGAAUGGUAUUUGGGAUUUCCAUUGUUUCUCUCCAUGCAUUGAGGGAAUGGGGAAUCAGGGCAAAGAGUUAAAGGGCAAUUCCGCCACUUUUCAACCUCAUAUACACUAUCUUCAGCAACAUACCAGUGUCUAUAUAUGUGAAAACAGCACGUUUCUAUGAUUAAAAAGAUAAGAAAGGUCCUAAAAAAGCUCAGUUCAAAUCACAUUUUAUUGGUCACAUACACAUGGUUAGCAGAUGUUAAUGCGAGUGUAGAGAAAUGCUUGUGCUUCUAGUUCCGACAGUGCAGUA
Molecule: messenger RNA, 7076 nt
Organism: Salmo salar (Atlantic salmon)
Lineage: Eukaryota; Metazoa; Chordata; Actinopteri; Salmoniformes; Salmonidae
Source: RefSeq, a predicted model, not a curated record